This is a messenger RNA of Diatraea saccharalis (sugarcane borer), 1589 nucleotides long. NCBI's taxonomy places the organism in Eukaryota, Metazoa, Arthropoda, Insecta, Lepidoptera, Crambidae. The record is from the annotation of a GenBank genome assembly.
GUUUGACAGCAAAGAGUACAGUAAUUUUGACAGUCAAUUAAAAUAAAUAUCAUUGAAUCAGGAUUAUUUAUUUAGAUAAAUUUUUUUGACAAUGUCCGAGGAACAAUCUAGGAAACGAAAAAUAUCAGGGGAUAAUAAUGUAUCAGAUACAUUAGAGCCUGCAGCAAAAGCUUUACACAUUCAAUGCCCAUAUUUAGAUACUAUUAAUAGGCAUGUGUUAGACUUUGAUUUUGAAAAACUUUGUUCAGUCAGUUUAACUAGGAUCAAUGUGUAUGCCUGUCUUGUGUGUGGAAAAUAUUUCCAGGGCAGAGGAACUAAUACACAUGCAUAUACUCACUCUGUAGCUGAGAGCCACCAUGUAUUUCUUAACUUGCAUACUUUAAAGUUUUAUUGUUUGCCAGAUAAUUAUGAAGUUAUUGAUUCUUCUCUGAAUGAUAUUAAGUAUGUGCUCAAUCCAAUCUUCAGUCUGGAGCAAAUCAAACAGCUAGAUACAAACACAAAGAUGUCACGAGCCAUUGAUGGAACCAUGUACAUGCCUGGCAUUGUUGGACUCAAUAACAUUAAAGCAAACGACUAUUGUAAUGUUAUCUUACAGUGCUUAUCACAAGUGAGACCACUUCGGAAUUAUUUUCUUCGUGAGGAAAAUUAUGCUAAUGUGAAAAGGCCACCUGGGGACUCCUCGUUCCUGCUGGUUCAGAGAUUUGGUGAAUUGCUUCGUAAAUUGUGGAAUCCACGAGCAUUCAAAGCCCAUGUGUCACCUCAUGAAAUGCUGCAAGCAGUGGUUCUAUGGUCAAAAAAACGUUUCCAGUUCAUAAAACAGAGUGAUCCCAUUGACUUUUUAUCCUGGUUUCUAAAUUCUUUACAUAUGGCAUUAAAUGGGACAAAGAAAGCUAAUAGUUCAAUAAUCUAUAAAUCAUUUCUGGGUCAUAUGAGAAUAUAUACAAGAAAAUUACCACCACCAGAUGCAGAUGAUGCUGCAAAAGUAGAUUUAAACAGUGAAGAAUACAGUGAAAUGAUCACUGAAUCACCAUUUUUGUAUCUGACUUGUGACUUACCACCAACACCACUCUUUACUGAUGAAUUUAGAGAGAAUAUAAUUCCUCAGGUAAAUCUCUAUCAACUACUGUCAAAGUUUAAUGGACAAAGUUCUAAGGAAUAUAAAACUUAUAAAGAGAACUUUCUGAAGAGAUUUGAAAUCACUCAGUUACCACCUUAUUUGAUUUUAUAUAUAAAAAGGUUUACGAAGAAUACAUUUUUUGUUGAAAAGAACCCUACUGUUGUUAAUUUCCCAGUCAAAAAUGUUGAUUUUGGGGAUAUUUUGACAGCAGAAAUAAAGGCAAAGCAUAAAGGGAGGACAACUUACGAGUUAGUUGGGAACAUCGUACACGAUGGCACUCCAGAGAAGGGUACAUACAGAGCACAUGUAUUGCACAAACCAACACAACAGUGGUAUGAAAUGCAAGAUCUUCAUGUAACAAGUAUACUACCACAAAUGAUCACGCUUACAGAAGCAUAUAUCCAAAUAUAUGAACUAAAUCAAGAUUGAUUCACUAUGUUUAGAAUUAUAAUUAAAACUAGGAAAUACUGCC